Messenger RNA from Diprion similis, 2203 nucleotides. Its product is annotated as glutathione synthetase-like. Gene Ontology annotation, biological process: glutathione biosynthetic process. NCBI's taxonomy places the organism in Eukaryota, Metazoa, Arthropoda, Insecta, Hymenoptera, Diprionidae. Gene Ontology annotation, cellular component: cytosol. The transcript has 11 exons. Gene Ontology annotation, molecular function: glutathione binding; ATP binding; glutathione synthase activity. The coding region runs from base 321 to 1781 and encodes 486 amino acids. The record is from RefSeq and is a predicted model, not a curated record.
CAAAUACUAAUUCUUCGUUGACGUUGUCAGUGAAAUUGCGAGUGGGAUAAAAUAAAAAAAAGUAAUUACAGUUGUGGAGAAUUCGUGUUGCUUGCGAAUUGCAAAAAGAUUCAUUUUCAUCAAAGGAAUCGACAAUUUUACUCUAUCGUUAUCUACCGGAAUUGGGUUUCGGUUAGAUAACCUCAACAAUAGUGAUUAUGAACUUUGCUGACAAGUGUUAGAUAUCUGCUGUGCAAAUACUCACGUUAUACAUACGGCCGCUUAUCAAGUCCUAGACUUCUAUUGAAUAUUUGAUAUUUUUCACACCGUAACUUGUGUGGAUGAAUGAUACUAUGAAUCUAUUACCAUUAGAAACUUGUGCGAAACUUCCUCUAUCUAUCAAAGAGCUAGAUGAAGUUACCGAUAAGGCCAAAGAUUGGUUGCUUAUGCAUGGAGCUUGCAUGAGAUGCAGAGAGCAUUUGAAUAAGGACGAGGUGUGUUUUGCUCCCUUUAUAUUAUUGCCAUCCUCUUUUCCACGUAAGGAAUUUGAAAAAGCCCAAAAUGUACAAACAAUACUUAAUGAAUUGACGCACCGGGUCGCCCAUGAUCAUAACUUCAUCACAGAAACCUUGAAAAGCACAGUUGAAGUUGACGAUUUCACAGCCCGAUUGUUUGGUAUCUAUGAAAUUGUGCAUGCCGAAGGCUUCAAGCAGAGUAUCAGUUUAGGAUUACUGCGUUCAGAUUACUUGCUGCAUAAUCUACAUGAAACCAAUAUAAUGCAAGUUGAAAUGAAUACUAUAGCUUCAAGCUUUGCUGGCAUAGCAACUACUAUCACACGUUAUCACAGAUAUAUUUUGAAAGAAUUGGAAUGUGAAGAAAAAUUGAAAAAUAUUCCUGAAAACAAUGCACUUCCUGGUCUUUGCGAAGGUUUGAUUGAGGCGUGGAAAUUAUACAAUAAUAAACAAGCAGUUAUAUUAUUCAUCGUUGAAGACAUAACGAUUAAUAUAUGUGACCAAAGGUUUCAUGAAUUUGAAAUUCGCGAGAAGAAUCCGUUUAUCAAAGUUAUUCGAAAAUCUUUAGGACAAGUAGCUGCUCAAGGACACCUUAAUCAAAAUCAAGAGUUAAUUAUUGGAAAUUUUACAGUAGCUGUAGUGUAUUUUCGUUCCGGUUAUGAACCAGCACAAUAUCCUACAGAACAUGAGUGGUCUACUCGAUUGAUGAUAGAAAGAUCGUCAGCCAUUAAAUGUCCUUCAAUCCAAUAUCAUCUAGCUGGAACAAAAAAGGUUCAACAGGCAUUAGCUGUAAAAGGUACUAUUGAAAGAUAUUUCGAAGAUAGGAGUAUAGUGGAAAAGAUAAGAACUAUAUUCACUGGACUUUAUUCAUUAGAUUUCGACGAAAACGGGGAAGGAGAAAAGGCAGUAGCAAUGGCUCUGAAAGAACCAGGAAGAUUUGUGUUGAAGCCGCAACGAGAGGGGGGAGGAAAUAAUAUAUACGGGGAAGAUGUGCUCACACAACUGAAAGCUAUGAGAGAUUCUAAAGAACGUACAGCAUGGAUACUUAUGGAUCGCAUCCAUCCACCUAUGCAGGAAAAUUAUUUAAUUCGCCCAGGGAAUAGAGAUGAGCUUAAAAUGCAAAACCUUGUGUCUGAACUUGGGAUUUACGGAGUUAUUCUUGGGGAUUCAAACGAAGUAAAAAUUAACAAACAAGUCGGCCAUGUUCUGCGAACAAAACCAGCGAGUGCAGAUGAAGGAGGGAUUGUUGCAGGUGCAGGAGCUCUUGACAGCCCUUACCUUGUGCAAUGAAAUAUUGUAAAAUGUUUAAACUCUUAUUAGAACGCAACAGUUUUUAAUAAACGCACGGAACAAAAAAAAAAAACGCAAAUCGGAAAAGGAAUAGAAACAGUCAAACUUUGCAUUGAACUCAGUGAUAUGUGUAUAUCAGUUUCAGUCACAUUUGCACAAAGAAGGAGCUGAUUUGAAUAAGAUUCAAUUGAAUGAUCAAAUUCGCAUUCAAGUAGUUCUUCGAAAUAUUUGUGAAUAACGCUAUUUAGUUAAAUAAUCUCUUUAUUACGAGCCAUUCAUUGUUUUCAUUGCACUUAAAAAUGUAGAUAACACUGUUAUUACUAUUAUUGUUGUUGUUAUUGUUAUUACCGUUGGUAAUUGGUAACGUACCACAUAGUUAUUUGCGCACAAGAAAUUAAAUCCAUUCACGUUUAUAAAAUAAA